AUGCUCCUCUUGGUUGCUUCUCACAUCAUCCCACACUUGAUAUCUCUCCAGACAGUACUACGAGAGGUGGAACUGGCUGUCAAGGGCGGUCGCCUCCCACCAGUGACCCUACGAUUUAAAGAUACCACACGCUGGAAUCAGCCUGUCGCUUCAGAUGAUCUCGAGUUCUGGGAUGCUUCUUUGCGUGGUCUGCCUUUGUAUCCAACCCCGAACCGAACCAACUUCCAUGGAACUUCCCGGGUGUAUAAGCUCCCCGAAGAGGUCAUGUACAACAUAACAGAAUACAGUAUACAACACGGAGUUAAAUUCCACCAGCUCUGUCUCACCGCUAUUUCACUAUGCCUGCGUCAAAAUUGA
Molecule: messenger RNA, 357 nt
Organism: Penicillium samsonianum
Lineage: Eukaryota; Fungi; Ascomycota; Eurotiomycetes; Eurotiales; Aspergillaceae
Product: AMP-dependent synthetase/ligase
Exons: 1
Coding region: 1-357 (118 amino acids)
Source: RefSeq, a predicted model, not a curated record